AUGUCUCAAUUACACAUCCCCCCCUCCAACUCCACAGUCCAAGUCUCCAUAAUCGACACUACUUUCGACUCCAACCUCCCAACGGCCCAUUUCAUGGGCCCAACGAUCACCGGCUUCGAAAACUUCCAGCUCGUCGCCUACGCCUUUCUCGUUACCCAUAAAGACCACACAACAGGCAAAGAACGCAGAAUCGUAUUUGACCUUGGCUGUCCAAAAGACCCAGAUAACGACUUUCCUCCAAGCACUGCCCAGUUAAUCAAGGGACUUGGGGGAUAUGUAAAAGCCAGUAAAGAUGUUUCGGAGACGCUGACGGAGCAUGGCGUUGGGUUGGGUAGUAUUGAGGCUGUGAUAUGGAGUCAUGCACACUUCGACCAUGUCGGCCACCCCUCUCUCUUUCCCAAAUCAACAUCCCUCCUUGUCGGCCCGGGCGUGAAAACGUCUUACUUUCCCGGAUACCCAGCAAACAAGGCCUCUCCGGUCUUGGCUUGUGAGUUCGAAGGCCGCGAAGUCAGAGAACUAGAUUUCAGCACUUCAGAUCUCGAAAUCGGUACCCUAAAGGCUAUCGAUUACUUUGGAGAUAGAAGUUUCUACCUCAUUUCCGCGCCAGGGCACGCAGUAGGCCAUGUUAAUGCUCUAGCACGCACGACUAGCGACAGUUUCAUCCAUUUCGCAGGUGAUUCGUUCCACCACGCCUCUGAGCUACGGCCUCAUGGCGGUCAUGGCGCUUCUCUUCCACUAUCUAUGAAAAUACCAGGCUUCGGCUGUCCCUGCUCCGGCUCGACAUUCCACGCAAUCCACCCUCUCAACCAUUCCAGAAUCCCUGAGCACUACCAAAGAUACUACGAUCAAGUCCCUAACGACCCCAACAAAGUCCCCUUCCACACCUUAUCCGAGACAGAGUCUGGGGAGACGAUGGCUGUGGAUCUGGCUGUAGCGAGGGAUACCAUUAAAGCAGUGCAGAGUUUCGAUUCCGAUCCGAGGGUCUUUGUGAUUGCGGCGCAUGAUAUGUCUCUGUAUGGAGUCCUUGAGUAUUUUCCAGAGUCUGCUAAUGAUUGGAGGGAGAGGGGGUGGAAGGAGGAGGGAUAUUGGCUAUUUUUGAGGGAUUUUGGGAGGGCUGUUGAGGUGGCCGGGCGAGAUUAG
Molecule: messenger RNA, 1140 nt
Organism: Aspergillus chevalieri
Lineage: Eukaryota; Fungi; Ascomycota; Eurotiomycetes; Eurotiales; Aspergillaceae
Product: MBL fold metallo-hydrolase
Exons: 2
Coding region: 1-1140 (379 amino acids)
Source: RefSeq, a predicted model, not a curated record